CGARUGGCAGCACAAAUUAUUUCUGUGCUUUCUGGUAUUUCGUCUGCCCGCGAUUGAAAGAGACCAUCCUAUCCGGUUCCAAAAGCAGCGUCCAUUGUUGAGGUCCAGCUGAUAAGACUAAAUUGCGAUACGCUCCGCAAGCCAGAUACUAUCCUACUGCGUCAUCCUUUGAGCCGAGAAACAAUCCCAGUCCCAGUCCCAAACCAAACCAAACCAAUUCGAACCAUGUUGUACAGAUCGCUAGCGCAAGCCUCUUUUCGCUUCUCCGCGCCCCGGAACCGGCUUCCGGGGCAGGCCCUCGCGCGGGGCCUCUUUGCGGGCCCGACCCCUCCGCUCCCGAGCGCGAGCGGCGUCGACGACGACGAGGAGGCGCCCUGGAACUCGGUGGAGGGAGUCUACACCGAGGCCGGCGACGAAUGGGACGGGUGCCGCCGCAACUUUAUGGCGCCGAUCGAGAUCGGGACGCGCGGGGCGGACAUCCUGCACAAUCCCUUUUUCAACAAGGGGACGGCCUUCAAGUCGGAGGAGCGGGACCGCCUGCGCUUCCGGGGCCUCCUGCCGCCCCGGUUCAACAACAUCUCGAUGCAGAAGGCACGCUUCCUCAAGGCCCUCCGGUCCAUCGAKUCGGACAUCCAGAAAAACAUCAAGCUGGAGGACCUCCACGAYACGAACGAAACCCUGUACCACCGGAUCCUCGUGGACCACAUCGAGGAAAUGGCUCCGUUGAUCUACACCCCCACGGUCGGACAGGCCUGCCAGGAACUCAGCCUGCGCUUUCGCCGACCCCGGGGAAUGUAUUUCACCGAGCAGGACAGGGGGCAGAUGGCAUCGAUGUAAGUUCUCGCGCACCGUGCCGGUUCGUGGCGUGCCACGGGCGUGGCCUCGUCGAAAACAKCGAUCGAGUWUGUCUGUGGUGGCUAUCGAACACCACACCAGAUCGCGAUUGAAAUWGGCUCACGGCAUUUAUYGAACAUCGUCUCGCKUUUKUUUCUUUUUCUUUCUCCAAAACACCACACCAAACUAACAGGGUCUACAACUGGCCCCAAAAGGACGUUCGUGUCAUCGUCGUCACGGACGGCAGCCGGAUUCUCGGAUUAGGRGAUUUAGGAGCAAAUGGUAUGGGAAUUCCGAUCGGGAAACUCUCAYUGGUGAGUGUUGCAUUCAGGCAUCAUCGUUGUGGAUASUGCGGAGUCGCGAUCGCUUSAUGUGGCACUAYCGUCGUAUCGCUAGUAUGCUGCGCAUGGCUUYUACGUUUUGCCKUGUCYGUUCUCACCAUUUGCGUGUUCUUUCUGGAAACAGUACUGUGCGGCCGGUGGUAUCCCCCCCCAUCGYGUCCUCCCCGUCGUUUUGGAUGUGGGUACCGACAACGAAGAACUGUUGAACGACGAAUUCUACAUUGGUGUCGGUAAAAAGCGCCUGAGGGGAAAGGAGUACUACCAUUUGGUGGACGAAUUCAUGAAUGCGGUUCGGUAUCGAUGGCCCAAUGUUCUCGUACAGUUCGAAGAUUUUGACAGCUCCGUGGCACAGCGUCUGCUCGACAAGUACCGAGAAGAUCACCUGUGCUUCAACGAUGACAUUCAAGGAACAGGUGCAACGGCACUUGCUGGAUUGUUGGGAGCGCUUCGAGCGAAGGGAGAAGACGUGAACUCACUCGGUGAACAGAGGAUCGCGAUCGCCGGAGCCGGCAGUGCCGGGAUUGGAAUUGCGCAGGUCCUUUACGAGGCGAUGCUGGAACAGGGGUACAGCGAAGAAAAGGCCAAGGAUGCAUUUUACAUCGUAGACCAAAAGGGGUGAGUUCGAUCACGAAACCAUCGUUCCGAUGCACUUUUGUGAACUUGAAGCAGGCGAAAAAGAAAUAUGCAACGUCGUGUGUUCUAAUACGUGAAUUCUUUUUGGCUUUCUUGUGUACGCCCUCUGUUGGUGUGAUACAGAAUACUUGGAAAAGACAGAGCGGACGAACUCAAUGCGGAACAACUGGUAUUUGCGCGAGACAAAGACAACGAACUCCCUUUGAUUGAUGUUAUCAAGAAGUACAAGCCUACAAUUUUGUUGGGUGUAACAGCCGUGGGAGGAAUUUUCACGGAAGAGCUUGUGAAGGAAAUGGCAAGUCAYGUAGACAAACCUAUUAUAUUCCCUCUUUCCAACCCCACGGUAAAGGCCGAGUGCACCGCGGCAGACGCUUAUAAAUGGACGAACGGAAACCUAGUGUUUGCAUCUGGUUCACCGUUUGACCCCGUGGACAUGGGGGAUGGACGAGUUUUCAACAUUUCUCAGUGCAACAACAUGUACAUUUUCCCGGGUCUUGGCUUGGGAGCAUCUUUGUGUGGGGCAAAGAGAGUUACGGACCGAAUGCUCUACCUCGCAGCCAAAGGUAUGUCAAACAAGAGUGUCGUAUUGUGCGCAGCAAUGCCUUGUUGGAAUUGACCCAACCCAUCUUUGAAAUCGUCCUUUUGUUCCCUGCUCAUGUUUUUCUAUYAUUUGUUCGCCAACUGUGCUCGCCCCCGACUCGGAUGUUUUUGUCAGCCCUCGCUGAGUGUCUGACGCCCGAGGAGGCCGCCGACGGACAAGUCUUUCCCCACAUCUCUAAGAUUCGCAGCGUUUCUCACAAAGUUGCGGUAGCAGUCAUCGAAGAAGCDAUUGCGACUGGACUGGCAACCAAAAUCUCUGCGGACGAGAGGAAGGAUGUUUCAGGAUAUGUGUCGAGAAAGAUGUACUUCCCCGAAUAUGUUCCUCUCAUCGAGAAGCGAACURUUUCGAUCUAAUUGUAUCCAAUGGAACACAACAUGGAGGUAGUACAGAAUUGAAAUCUAGGGUAGCUUCUAGAAAACGUCACUUUCCGACACUCAAUUCAUGGUUUUUGUGGCAUCUUGAAAGAUCGAUGUCGCUACUUCGAAAAUUGCAUCAGAUCUGCUACUCGGUGAUUUUCAUCGAAGCGGCUUAAUUUUUGAAUCUUAAUAAUUUUUAACACCUGCA
Messenger RNA from Pseudo-nitzschia multistriata, 2973 nucleotides. NCBI's taxonomy places the organism in Eukaryota, Bacillariophyta, Bacillariophyceae, Bacillariales, Bacillariaceae. The record is from the annotation of a GenBank genome assembly.